Molecule: messenger RNA, 2938 nt
Organism: Condylura cristata (star-nosed mole)
Lineage: Eukaryota; Metazoa; Chordata; Mammalia; Eulipotyphla; Talpidae
Gene: ETAA1
Product: Ewing tumor-associated antigen 1
Exons: 6
Coding region: 98-2782 (894 amino acids)
Source: RefSeq, a predicted model, not a curated record
GGCCGUUGGCGUGGCCUCCCGUCAGUAGAGCCGUUGCCCUACGAAUCCCAUUCCAAAAUGUGAAAGAGAAACGGCCGGUGGAGGGGGAUCGUAGGCAAUGAGUCGGCGAAGGAAACAUGGGGAUAGCCCCGGCCUGAAGAGCACGCCGCGCAAAGCGGCUGAGGAAUGCAGCUCGGUGGUCGAGCCUGGGAAGAGGCGGCUGAGGUCGGCCCGCGGCUCCGGGCUCCGCGGGGCGGGAGAGGGACCUCCCGUGCCCCAGCCGCAGCAAGAGCAGCCUCCGGCAGCCGCUUCGUGCAGUAAAAGUAACCCCGAGGAAAGGUAUGAAACCCCAAAGAGAGUGCUGAAAAUGGACUUAUUGUCAUCUACCUUCAGUUCUCCUAAUGAUCCAGAUGGACUGAAUGAUAUCUUUUGGGAUCAAAAUUCUCCAAUGACAAAACAGUUAGGUAAGGGAAGAAAAAAACAGAUUUACAUCACAGACAGUGAUGAAAUCUCACAUAUCGUUAACCGUAUUGCUCCUCAGGAUGAAAAACCAACAGCUAAUUCCAUGUUGGGAAUGUGGAUUGGUGAAACUGCUAUUCCUUGCACCCCUAGUGUAGCAAAGGGAAAAUCAAGAGCAAAAAUCAACUGUACAAAGCUAAAAACACAAAAUCGAGAAGAAGAACUUAUGAAACUGGCAAAACAAUUUGAUAAAAAUAUGGAAGAGCUAGAUGUGAUUCAAGAGCAGAACAAGAGAAAUCAUGAUUUUAUCCAAGCAAUUUCAGAAGCAAAGACUUUAAAUAAUUAUGAAGAUAAUGUACAAAUGCAGUUAUAUGAUACAGUUCCCGAAGUAGAUAAUGCUAUAAUAAAGAAGAAACCAACUAAAGAAAACACCAGGAUACCUGUGAUGAAUGACCAGAAUACCAGUCAGAAGCCAAUUGACCAGAAUGUUGAAGCAGCCUUUAAUGCCAUUUUUGAUGGCUCAACUCAGAAAUGCAGUGGACAGUUAAGCCAAGAUGUGUCACAUAUUUCCUUUACUGCCAGUAAUACUAUCUUUGGAAAGAAAAGUGUUUUGAAAGAGGAAAAUGUCAUUGCUAACGAAACUCUGGUUGCUGAAAAGCUGGCAAAUAAAACACCAGGAUCACUUUCUCAUCAAAUAGAUACUCCCAUAACACCGUCAUGUGUGACUUCCUACAUAAAGGAGGAAGAAGCUUUUAAUAAACAUACCGAUGCAUUUACUACCAAUGAUUUUGAGGAAAACUGGGAAAACUUAUUAGGUAAUGAACCUAUUUUUCGAAAUAUAGAAGUGCCUGAACUUUCUCCUGUUUCUGAAACAUCCCAGGUUGCUGAUCAAAAGGGAAUUUGUACUUUUAACAAUAAUAAUGAUAAAAGUCAGUCAAGACUAAAUAAUACAACUCCAGAUACCAGGUUAAUAGAUUCCAAAAAAUUACAAUUUUCUUCAAAGACACAUAACAGUGAAUUAUCCUGUGAUGGAAAGCACAAACUUUCACCAAAUCCAAGUGAUAAACCAAACAAAUUAAUUUUCACUGGAAAUAAAAAAUUUGAGAAAUCUUUCAGUAAGGUUAUUGUUCAAGACAAGUUUCAAGAUUGUACAAUUGCAUCUAAUCUGACAAAAGUGAAGAAAGACAUGCAUACCAAAUUUAUUUCCAAUGUAAAUCCUUGUGAGACGAACUCUACUUUAAACACAGGAUAUUCUAAUGAACAAAAAGAAAAGUCUAGUUUUAAUCAGUCCAUUAAAACAACUGCAAAUAUAGAUUCUUUUGACUCUGAAACUUUGGGCAACAAAACCAGUAUUCAUAACCCAAAUCAGACCAACGCAUCAAAGUUAGGCUCUUUCUUUGAUGAUUGGAAUGAUCCAUUAUUUGCCAAUGAAAUUAUUAAAGCAUGUCAUCAGUUAGAGAAUACCUGGGAAGCAGAUGAUGUAGAUGAUGAUUUAUUAUACCAAGCAUGUGAUGAUAUUGAAAAACUAACUCAACAACAAGACAAUACGAGGGACAGCAAGACAUCAGAAAGUUUACUUGAGAGCCAUAACAGUUCCAAACACGAAGCCAGAAACAGUUUUACUACAUCUAAACAAGGAAGUCAGUCAGUAAAGCCACAGUUGAAUCUGAGCAUUUCAUUGCAGACAUCUUCCUUGACAAAUAGCCCACAAAUAAAUAAAUCAGUGAAGAUAGAGAAAAGGAAAGUCUGUGGAAAUUCCCCAAGUUUUUUAGGUGCUACAACAAAUUUGACUAUAUACCCUAAUAAUUCUUCUUGUCCAGCAAAUAAUUUGCACAUCUCUUGGAAUAACAUUGGUGUCCCAAUAAAACUGAAUAGUUCCAACUUGGUUCAAACAGGAAGUUCAAGUUUGAGUUCAGAUCAUAUGCAUACAGAAAUGGCUUCUGGUAAGAAGAAUUUGAAUACUCAGCAUCUGUCCUGUCAGACCCUAACAGAUGAAGCUAAGAAUAAUCUCAAUAGAACAGUUAGAUUUUCUAAGUUUAACUUCACAAGAGUGAAGAAUUCUCAACUUUCUCAGUUUAAUCAAGACUACAGAACAGGAAGUAUUUCUGAUACCAAAAUUACACAGUGUUUAGAGAAAAGUAAAACUGUCGGUCCAUUAUGUGGGGAUGCUAUUAAGCAGCAAUCUUUGGUAAAACUUCCGGAAUCUUCAAAACAACCAUCAAAAGAGGAAGAAGAGAAAAAUAGAAAGUAUUCUCCUGAAGAAAUUCAGAGAAAAAGACAAGAAGCCCUGGUUCGAAGAAUGGCAAAAGCACAGGCAUCAUCUGUAAAAGGAGCUCCCACUUAACUUGAUUUCUUUACUGAAAUAUUAGUUGGAAGACUUAACAGAGACAAUUGAUAGCUAUCUAUGAUAGAAAAUAUUUCUUUCUUGAUUUCUCUGUGAGAAAUUGAAUGCUGUUAUAAGCAUGGACUUGUUUAUUUAAUAAAUCAGUGUUUGCAAUGA